Messenger RNA from Pogona vitticeps (central bearded dragon), 5431 nucleotides. It is a transcript of the gene RHOBTB3, whose product is annotated as Rho related BTB domain containing 3. The record is from RefSeq and is a predicted model, not a curated record. Gene Ontology annotation, molecular function: protein binding. Lineage: Eukaryota; Metazoa; Chordata; Lepidosauria; Squamata; Agamidae.
CUGAAGGGGGGGCUUUUUAUUGUAGAAAAAUGGGGUGAGAACUAGAAGCAUUUUCUCUGCUCCUGUUACUCCGAGGAAGUUAAAUCUUGAGAAGCUGAAAUAUAACCCCCUUUGGGAUUUGUCACUACUGAAAUGAGUGGCUUUGUGCAGAGCUACUUUCUCCCGGCAGAAGGAAAGAUGGGAGAAGGCGGGAGAGAGGGCGGUGGGUUUUGCUCUCGCUCGCCGUCGCUUUUGUUAUUCUGCGGCUUAGCCAGCUGCCACCUCCAAGGCACAGGCACACCCCAGUGUCAAGUUGGAGGAAGGACGAGCAACCUGGAGAAAGGGAUUGCUGAAUUAGACACUGGCGGACGCACCACAGAGCCACCAAGUAUGCGACUAAGAGCAUGAAGCAGCUUCAGGGAAUGGAGGAAGAAUGAGCUCAAGAACCUUUGGAUUUAUAAUGCAAGCAGCUUUUGCAGGAUCUCUGGCCGAUUUGCUCUCCUGCUUGUGGAUUUAAGAUCAUGUCCAUUCACAUUGUAGCUUUUGGAAAUGAAGGAACUGGAUUUUCUGAGGAUGAUCAGCAGAGAAGUCUGAUCUGGACCUAUCUUGGGAGAAGCGCUCUUGUUUCAGAGACUGACAGCAGUUUGUUGCUAAACUCUGCCAACCACAUUAGAAACCCUGCAUUCACCGAGUAUCAAGCCUGUGUGUUUGGAAAUGUCAGAUUGGUGGUACAUGACUGUCCUUUCUGGGACAUUUUUGAAAGUGACUGGUACACAUCCCGGAAUCUUAUUGGAGAAGCAGAUAUCAUUGUGAUUAAAUACUCUGUAAAUGACAAGUCUUCAUUUCAAGAAUUAAAGGACAUUUAUGCACCAUUGAUUAAAAAAGCAUUAAACCACUGUUCAGUUCCAGUCAUAAUUUCUGCUGUUGGUGCAAGACAAAACGAAGUUCCGUGCACCUGUCCUUUGUGCAUCUCAGACAGAGGUAGCUGUGUUACAGCUUCUGAAGGGAUUCAGCUUGCUAAAGAUCUAGGAGCUACUUAUCUGGAAUUGCAUAGCCUCAAUGAUUUCUACAUAGGAAAAUAUUUUGGAGGUGUGUUGGAGUAUUUUAUGAUACAGAGCUUGAAUCAGAAAUCUGAAAAAAUGAAGAAAAGGAAAAAAAGCCAUAAGUGUCAUGGAGUUAAGCCACCUCAACUUGAUCAGCCAGAAAAAAUGCCAAUCUUAAAAGGUGAAGCCUCUCAUUACGACUCCGAUUUACGUAACCUGCUGUUCUGCUGCCAAUGUGUGGAUGUGAUAUUUUACUCUGAAGACUUGAAGGAGGUAGCAGAAGCUCACAGGAUUGUUUUGUGCUCUGUUAGCCAUGUCUUCAUGUUACUCUUUAAUGUGAAGAGCCCAGCUGACAUUCAGGAUUCCUCUAUCAUUAGGACUGCUCAGACCCUUUUUAGAGCAGACCAGGAAGCUGCGUUCCCCAUUUUAAAUCCUGGCUCAUCAUGCACUUCACCAGUAAGAGUCAUUGUUAAAGACUCUUCCUUCUGUUCUUGUUUGUCAGACAUUCUGCACUUCAUUUAUUCAGGUGCUUUCCAGUGGGAAGUAUUGGAAGAACAUAUAAAAAAGAAACUGAAAGAUCCUGGCAGUAUUGAACUUGUUCUUGAGAGAGUUAAAUGUAUCUUGAAAAUUCCAGGAAAGAUCAACAGCUCAUGGAACUGCAGAUCAUAUUUGUCCAAAAGACCCUUACAGUUAUGUAACAGCAAUCUUAGGCUUUUCUUUAACACAACAGUCUUAGCUGAUGUCAUGUUCAAAAUCCAAGGUGUUACAGUACCAGCUCACAGAGCAGUCCUGGUAGCUCGCUGUGAGGUAAUGGCAGCAAUGUUUAAUGGUAACUACAUAGAAUCGAAUAGUUUUCUAGUUCCAGUAUAUGGGAUUUCGAAAGACACUUUCCUAUCCUUUCUAGAAUAUCUGUAUACUGACUCCUGCUGUCCACCCAGCAUUUUGCAAGCCAUGUCACUUUUAAUUUGUGCUGAGAUGUACCAGGUGUCAAGGCUCCAGCACAUCUGUGAGCUUUAUAUCAUCACACAACUACAGAGUAUGCCCAGUAGGGAGCUGGCAUCAACAAGUCUGAGUGUUGUCAGCUUGCUUCGAAAGGCAAAGUUUCAUAACUCUGAUUGCCUUUCAAACUGGCUGCUUCAUUUUAUUGCUUCUAAUUACUUAAUCUUCAGUCAAAAACCUGAAUUUGAAGACCUUUCAGUGGAAGAACGUAAUUUUGUUGAGAUGCAUAGAUGGCCUUCUAGCAUGUACCUGAAGCAGCUCGCGGAGUACAGGAAUUACAUUCAUUCCCGAAAAUGCCAUUGUCUAGUAAUGUAAACUGAAAACAGACAUUCUUCUUCGUGGCCUCUGUGAAUCACAUAUUUGGGUUAACCCGAAAAUGCCAUUGUCUAGUAAUGUAAACUGAAAACAGAUCUUUCUUUAUUUACAAAAAGGAGAGUCACAGAAAGGCAGUUUACUGUAGAUAUCUUACAACUUCUCAAGACUGAAAUCAGAUACUGAGGUAAAAUACUGUACUGUGAAACAAUAUAUACCGUUGCACUUGCUAAUGCAUAAUCUGUACUAAAAAGCAUGUGAAAAAUUUCAGGACAGCAUAAGCAUUUAACCAUGAUGUGACUUAGUUAUGUUGCUGACCAAGUUUCUUUCUUUUUUAAUACUUUGACUUGUAUCACCUUGUUUUGUUUUGUUUUGUUUUAAAGAGGGGCGUGGACUAUUUAGAGCAGGGCUAGGCAUCUUCUGGCCCUUUGGAUGUUAAAAGUACUACUCCAUCACCCUUAGCCAGUGCCAAAGGAUGAGAGGAUCUGCAGCCCCAAAAUCAUCUGAAGAGUUAUAGUAUGUAAAUCCCUGAUUUAGAGUGUAAUUAUCUGACUGGCCUCUAUGAUAGGGAUUUUAGGAGUCUGAAGAGAUUCCAAAUUCAUGAACCUACUUUUUUGUAUACUGGCUAGUUCUAUUAGUUAGUUCUGUAAUUUAUUUAUGAGUUAUUUAAGAAUUUUGUACAAACACAGGGGGUUUAGUGUUAGGUUUAAUAUUAGACAUUUAAAAUUGUAUAUAAAAGUUCUAUAUUAGGAAUUUAAAAGUGCCCCCCUUCAGCUGCACCAAAUUUGUGUAAUAAUGUAAAAGUAGAUCAUUCUUCCUUGAGAAAAUAACUCAGUUUUUUCUCCUCACUGAGAUGUCUAAUGCAACAAAAAUCGCACCAAUCAUUUUUCCGCUUGUCUGUGUCCUGUAAAAUAAAGAGGUGGUCGAAGAAUAGGCUGUUGUCUACAAAGUGUUUUCUGAAUGGUUCAGGUGGAAGCAGGGAAUAAAGAUGGCCACAGUUCUAUACAUCUGUAAGGCAUCCUUUGUGCCAGCAAAGUGAAGUGGAGCAAGGUGGGAUCCAGUAGGCAAGUGUGGUCUGUGAAACCCCAUAAAUGUGUGUGACUUAAAUGGGCAUAAGAAAGGGGCCAGGGAGCCUAACUUCACUGCUCCUCUCAGUCACUUUUAUCAUCCCUUAUAUCAGCCAAGUUUAAUUAACAAGUCCAGGUAAGGGCUGUAAGUACCCCCCUCAAUUCAUUUCUGGUGGGCCUUGCAUGAGGUCACGGUGCAUUCAGAUGGCGUGUCUCUGGAAUACUUCACACUCAGAUGAUUGCUUUCUUUGUAGACAAGCCGUGUGCCCUACUACAAUGAGCCUGGGGUUGUUCUUAUUUAUUCAUGUGUUUACAUAUGCCAGCAGUUUGCUUGGGUAAUCCUCAAGACACCUGUCAAUAUGUACCACACUAAAAUUCUUAUGCAUAAACACGGUGAAAGAUUGUGUCUGUGUUACCUGGGGUGAGGUUUAAACCAGGAACUUCCUGGCACAUAGUUCACAUCUUUAUAAAAUGCGCUGCACCAAUCAGUGGUCCCAUAUAAUCCAUGUAUAUUUCAACAGCCCUUAAAAAUAGAGUUUUAUAUUAGGUUUUUAAUGCUUGAUGCAUUUGUGGAACUUCUAUUGGAAAAUAAUUGCUUUCCAAUAGAAGCCAACAUUUUUUUUAAAAUCCUGUAUAAUUGAUUAAUAUGAAAUUGCAUAAAGUAGAAUCAUUUACUGUAUAAUAUGUUACACUAAAUUUUAAAUUACAAUACAUUUUGUAAGUUAGUUGGACAAGCAUGAAGAGUUCCCAUACUUUCUGAUUAUUUACUGAGUAUGCAAAGACAAAAAAUAGUUUGUAAUUCCUCAUUUGUACCCUAUAUUUGCAUGUGGUAUAUACUAAUUCUGCAUACUCUAACUAAAUCACAAAUAGAUUUAAUAAUUUAUUCCAGUGAUUUUAGCAUGUAAACGUAGAAAUAAACUUCUUAAACAAAUGUUUUAAAAUUAAGAUUUUUUCUAGAACAUUUUCACUUGGAAUGGAUAGCCACAUAUUGGAGCUUGUUACAGAUAUGCAUCAUGCUCUUGAAGUGUUUGUACCCUAUCCUAAGACCUUAUCAUAUAGUGUGUUAAAAUGCACUGACGCUUUGUAAUAAGGAUUGUGUAUAACUUGGAGGGAAAAUACAGAACCACUAAUAUUCCUGCAGAAUAGGAAGAACAAGUGUCCGAAGGCUCCUAAAAUUAGGGAAACUAGUUUGGACUUUGUAGGAUUGAUAACUAGAGAUGGAGUACCUAUUAAUGCUCAGGAUCUUCAUGUAGCUUGAUAUAAUGUAUAUUUGUAUUUGUCUGAAUUAGUUCAGCUUCAGAAAAGAAUCAGUUCUAGAGCAACCUUCUGAAAUAUAGAGACACUUUGGAUUUUUAUUUCUAAUUAUAGUUGCCUGAGAACUCUUGGAUAGCUUGACCAGCCACAUGGGCCAUUAAAAUGGCACAGAGCUCAUAGUUUCCGUGCUACUUUUAGCCCCUCUAAAGUUGUCAAAUUAUGACAUCCCUUUAAUAAAAUAAUGGGAUCAGAUUGUAAUUUUCCUUAAGUUCUAUUCAGAUGGCUGAGGGGCAAUUAAUGCAGCAGCCACUGUGCCCACUUAACUUGAAAGCAGCCUCAGUUGAACUCAGUGGGACUUGCUUCUAAGAAAAAGUGUAUCUGCUUUGGGAGAUAACUUGCAUACCUUCUGCAUUUCCAAUAACUGGUUAUUUAUUAAUUAUGGAGGUACUGAUAGAUACCAUUGUAGAAAUUCAUACAUUGAAGGGACUACUUUAAAAUUAUAUUUUUAUAAGGAAAUCAUUUCCAGUAACAGACUGUUAUAAUUUCUUAAAUGAAGCUGUGGAUAUGUGUUAAUGUGAAGCCAGCAUGAAUUUUAUAGACAGUCAACCCUAAGAUCAUGGUAAGAUUCUUUGUUACAAACCUGUUACACUAAUAAGAAUGUUUGUAGCUAAAAGAAACAUUUAUUUUAUUAUGGCAUGUGUUGAAGUAUGAAACAACUUCUUGUAAGCAGGUGCUUUAAAUUUAUGAGAUUUUAAAUGUAUUGUUUAAUUUGUGUUU